CAAUAUAAAUAAGUCAAUUUUAAAUUUUUUAAGUACGAAACUAACAUAGCUCAUAAAAGAAAGACCUGAUAAAGUUUCCUUCAUGUAUUGAACUGAUAUCUGUCAGCUGUACGGAGGGAGGGCUAUCAAGCUGUCAGAUGGUGAAUAGCAAAGCAGAGCGGUAGUGAGAAUAAUUUUAACAAAUAUGUGUUUUUAUUUCCAAUUUCAUACGCAUAGGUAAUCGCUGCGCCUAGCUUUAGCUUUAGGUUAAUUACGAACGGGGACCAGGGUCGCUACGGGUGCACAAUGGGCUCUAGAGAUAGGGACACAAAAUCCCUUCACGACAAGUUGAAAGUGUUCUUCAAGAAGGGUGCAUCGGCGCCCGUUGCGGCUCAAAACGAGCUGGUAGUGACGGCAGAACUGCGGCGAGAAUUGGGUCCGGAGACGCCGCUAAACCGCCGCCUCCGUGCUAUCAAGGAAGUCGGCGAAAAGAUUCUUCACAUUCGUGUCCAAGAUGGUGGUGUAGAAAAAAUUUGGUCUUGUACGAGGGACCUUCUAAAAGACUCAAAUGUAGAAGCACGCCAUACAGUACUUGGAUUACUAAGAAGUAUUGCUGAAGGUCAAUCAGAACUGCUUAUAAUGCGCACCAUUCUAUUCCGGUACCUGCAAGAGACACACCUCAACCAUCCACCAGAAGAUUAUCAGCUCCGUUUUAAAUUACUUUACACUUUAACUAACACUGGAAAGGAUAUUAAAUGUCUGGAAGAACAGAUUGGACCAUUUCUGAUAGAAUGGCUGCCCCAUAUUCAGGCACCGGGGCACAUAAAAGACUUUGUCGGUCUCAUCACAAAUGUUGUAAAAUUUAAUGCUGUCUACUUAGAUGAGGAAAUUGUUCAUGGGAUCGUAAACAAUGCAUGUCAUCUCUGCGUGUACUCUGCGGACCCAGGAGUAGUCCAAGGGUGCCUGUCGCUUCUGGAAGCGGUGGUAUCGUACUCGCUGCUGCCGCGUGCCGCUCUGCGGACCUUCGUGGCCGCACUCUGCAGGACCGUUAACAUAGAACAUUACUGUCAAAACAGUUGGAAGCUGAUGCGCUACGUGGUGGGUGCGGACAUGGGGCACGCGGCGCUGCAGGAGAUGGCGGAGCUGGUGCGCGGCGCGGGGGAGGCCGAGGACGCGGAGGAGGGCGCGGGGCUGGCGCGCGGGGCCGUGUUCUACAUCAACAUGGCGCUGUGGGGGCCGCGCCGCGUGCGCACGCUGCACGUGUCCUUCCUGGCCGUGCUGCCCGCCUUCCUCAAGGCGCUGGCGGGGCGGCAGGCGGUCGUCACAUACGAAGUGGUGGUGGCGCUGCAGAGCCUGGUGGCGCGCGUGCCACUGGAGGUGGACGAGGUCGCCUGGGAUCUCGUCCUCGCCAUCAUCCGCGCCGUUUUGCAGCAGGACAAAAGCUUCGACCCCCCCAACGAGCUAAUCCACAGCCGCGUGCACGCGCUGAUCACCUCCAUCGAGCAGCUGCACGAGGCGGGACAGUUCCUCGGCGACGCGGAGGUGCUGCUCGACCUCGUCGACUUCUGUGGACACGACCGGCCGGAGGCGUCCACCAUGCGGCUGCUGACGGAGCGCUGUGCGGCGCUGAGCGGCGCGGACGCGGGCGCGGCGCUGGCGCUGGCGGAGCGCUACGUGCGCCUGGAGCCGCGCCUGCCCGUGCGCCUGCACGCGCUGGCCUGCGUGCUGGCCUACAUCAAGCGCAACCGUUGCGGCCACGGCGAGGAGCUGGCGGAGCGUGUGGGCGGGCCGGUGGCGGCGGCCUGCGCGCAGGACGCCGAGCCGGCGCUGCGGGCCGCCGCCGCCCGCGCGCUGCCCGACCUGGCGCGCAUGUGCACCUCCGACGUGUGCAUCGACCUCAUCGACCAGCUCGAGAAGAUUCUGAACCGUCCGUUCGAGAUGUACGUGUCGGAGGUGUCGGUCCCGGCGGACGCGGACACGUCGGACCUACGCCUGGCGGCCGUCGGGCUGCUGGAACUGCUGCACGACAAGCUGCUGCGAGCCCCCGCUGCGCACGCCGCGCGCGCCUUCCUCGUGCUGCUCGACCAUCUCGACCACCACUACCGCCGACCCACGCUGCUGCAUCACCACCCGGACAUACGACUCAAGAUUUUCGAUAUGCUGUUCGCGCUCCGGGCGAACGCCUUCAACUGCGUCGGGUUCUGCUACGAGGGCGGCACGGCGGUGUACGGGGCGGCGGCGCUCCGCCUGCGCCCGCUGUGCUCGCCCUUCCUGCUGGCCGAGCCGCCCGCGCCGCGCGGCCACCAGCCCGCCGCCGCCGCGCAGGCCAAGGACUUGCCGCCCGGCGCCUGCCUGCUGCCGGUGGGGCGCGCGGCGCGCACGCUGACGGCGGCGCUGACGCGCGAGGCGGAGUGGUCGGUGCUGGCGCACGUGCUGCGCGCGCUGCCGCAGCUGCUGCACGCGCGCGCGCUGGCCGUGGGGCGGCGCGCGCAGGACCUGGACCUGCUGGCGUCCACGCUGUGCUCCAUGGUGGCGGAGCGCGGCCCGGCGGGCGGCGGCCGCCUGCUGCUGUCGGAGCUGCACGCCGCGGUGCUGCCGGCGCUGGCGGCGCUGGCGUCGUACCACGCCUACCUGGAGCCGCAGACGCAGCAGCGCAUCGUGCGUUGUCUUCUCAAAUACGGAAUGGUGCUCCGCACCCCGCAGCCGUACAUCAACGCGCUGACGAUCUUCACGCUGGAGACGCGCGACACGAUGGUCAAGAUGCUGCCAGAGGUGCUUCUCGACCUGUCCAAGAUCUCCGACACGAAGGCCAUCGCCAGCCCCAUGCUAGAGUUCCUUUCCACGCUGACCCGCCUGCCGCGCGUGUUCGCGUCGUUCGUGGAGGACCAAUACAUGUCGGUGUUCGCGAUCCUGCUGCCGUACACCAACCCCUCCCGCUACAACCACUACGUGGUGUCCCUGGCGCACCACGUGAUCGCGGCCUGGUUCCUCAAAUGCCGACUCUCCUACCGCAGGAACUUCGUGCGGUUCAUCAUACACGGCUUGCACAACUACAUUAUAAUGCCGUUCGAGGAGCAGCUGCAGUACAAGUCCAACCACUUCCAUCAGAGCGUCAACGAGGACUCGUCCAACAGGCAGAGGAGCUCCAGUCUCGGCUCCAAGGCGGUGUCUCGUGCGCCGCUGUCGGGGGCGCGAGGCGCGGGCGGCGCGGGCGGCGCGGGCGCAGGAGCCAGCGCACCCGCGGCUUUCCACGUGGAGCUCACCGAGACCUGCGUCGACUUGCUUGCCAGAUAUACCUUCACACCCUGCAGCGUCAAGCCGCAGAGGAGCGACACGGCCGAGUUCCUGUUCAAUGGCGGCCAGUCGACCACGUGGCUGGUGGGGCACAAACUGAUCACCAUCACCACGUCCGGCUGCUUACAGAACUCCAUCAAGCAGGGGCUGUGCGAAAGGUGCGCGACGCUGUGCCGCCAGCACGCCGAGGGCGCGCCGGCCCCCCCGGGCCCCCCGGCCGCCCCCCCGCGCGACCCCCCGCCCGACGACGCGCCGCAGUUGCAGGUGAGCGACAACUCCGAGCAGGCCAACCGCCUGCAGGUGCACGCGCACCACGCGCCGGAGGUCAGACGCUACAGCAAGUACUCGCUGCAGCACAGCCGCUCCACGGAGACCUCCUGCUCCUCCCUGUCCAUCUCCGAGCUACAGCCGCCCUCCAGCGGACACACCACCAGGCAAAACUCGGCGGAGAACAAGGCGAGCGACCCCGGGGCCGACGCCCUCGACCAGUUCUCGACGCGCUUCGAGAAGCUCGCCAAGGAGGUGGAGCGGGCGGGCGAGUGGCGGCGCGCGGGCGCGCUGGCGGCGGCGCGCGCGUGUCCGUGCUGGUGCGCGCGCUGGGCCGAGCUGCACGUGCGCUCGCCCACCGGCGACGUGUCGUGGCUGCUGCGCAUGCAGAACCGGGUGAGCGGCGCGCCUCCGCGGCCCGCAGCGCGUGAGCCCCUUGUAACCCUCCGCCGCCCGCAGAUCAGCUCGUGGCAGCUGCAGGAGUGGCCGCUGCAGGACGUGCUGGCGCUGCUGUCGCCGCCGCUCAGCGACCCCUCCAGUGGCCUGGGGGACUCCAGGCCCGACCUCAGCUCGGAAGGUUCGCCUCGCUCGUCCAGGUCGACUUCGCAGCGCUCGCACGGGCCAGAUCUGCACAAAUCCAGCUCGGACUCCGUGGUGGGCAGCGACAAGCGCACGAGCCAGGCCGCGACCGCCACCACCCGCAUGAGCACGCAGCCCAUCAACAUCCCCGGCUCGCCGCAGCGGCAGAGCUCGUCCAGCACGACGGACGACGACGACAUGCUGCUCAUCGUGCCCGAGGGCAAGUCGCGGCACCCCGUGCGGCGCUCCAACUCGUCCCCCGAGAUGUCGUCGUCGUGGAAGGCGGCGGUGCGCGGGCCCGACGCCGACGAGCUGGUGCUGCUGCCGGCCGAGCCCGCGGCCCCGAUGACGAUGCACGCGAGCAAGAAGGUGGGCAAGAAGAGCGACAUGCGCGUGUCGUGCGAGGCCAUCCCCGAGGAGAUGUGCGGGACCUCCCCGCAGCCGCACCCCGCGCCGCACGCGCACCUCCUGACGUACAACUCCGACCCAGUGUUUCAAAUAGGAACGACGGGGUCCGAGACGGAAGCGGAGACGAAGGCCGAGACAAACAGCGUGACCGCCACCGCGACGCACCACCAGCUACAGAAGACGAGCAGCGACAGUCGCGUGACUCUGGGCCACGAGGCGGGCGGCGCGACCGCGGCGGGCGCGGAGGCGGACGCGGGCGCGGACGAGCUGCCGCCGCUCGCGCGCUCCAAGCGCUCCAACACCAUCUCCGUCAUGAGCCCCACGCGUAGGAACCGGGAGCUGAACCGCAACCCCCCGAGCACGGGAGGGGGUGCGGGCGGCGCGGGUGGCGGCGUGUCUCCGUCCUUCGUGUUCCUGCAGCUGUACCACAACAUGAGCACCUACCCCAUCUCGCCCACCGUGCCCGGGGAGACGCCGACGGCUCUGAACCCGCUGAUGGGUCGCCCGCUGAAGGUGUCCGGCGUGCAGCACGAGCGUACCAUUAAGAACCUCGACCUCGUGCCACCACUGGAGACCUACAAGGUGGGCGUGCUGUACGUGGGCCCGGGACAGCAGGACGACGAGGUGGCGAUAUUGAAAAAUGAAUAUGGCAGUGUGAGAUAUAUGGAGUUCCUGAGGCUGCUGGGCACGCUGGUGCCGCUGGAGGGAGCCGAGGAGCCCAACCUAUUCCUCAAUCUGGAAAAGGGCGGCAAGGACGGGCACUACACCUACGUCUGGAACGACGACAUCAUGCAGGUGCUGUUCCACGUGGCCACCGCCAUGCCCAACUCGCCGCGCGACCCCAGCUGCAACGAGAAGCGCAAGUACAUCGGAAACGACUUCGUGUCCAUCGUCUACAACGACUCCGGCCACGACUUCAACAUUCACACGAUCAAGGGACAGUUCAACCUCUGCAUCGUGGUGGUGGAGCCGCUCGAGCACGGCAUGAACCGGGUCACGCUCAAGAGCAAGGACGAGCGCCUGCGCGGCAAGUUCCUCGCGCACGUCGAGCCGCACUGCGUGUCCGACGCCAACGUGGCGCUGCUCGCCCGCCAGCACGCGCUGCACGCCGCGCUGGCGUCGCAGAUCUCGCAGUCGCUGAAGCUGGGCGGCGCGGCGUACGCGUCCAACUCGCUGGAGCGCCUGCGCCUCAUCAAGCGCCUGCGCGCGCGCGCCGAGGACGAGCGCCGCGCCGCCGCCGCGCGCGCGCCCGCGCCCUACGCCGCGCCGCCCGACGCGCAGCGCCGCGUCGCCAUCGACGACUUCGACGACUACGCCUAGGCGCCGCCGCCGCGCGCUACGCCGCGCCGCCCGACGCGCAACGCCGCGUCGUCUCGUCCCGCGGACACGCGUUCGGGUCUCGCUCUGCGCCGCCUGUGACCGACCGCUGCGUCCGCGACUUAGCCGUUGCGAGAUAUUAUCCGUUCGAUCCUUUGCGUCGGAAACGGUUCUUACUACGAGUUCUGUCGUCGACGGGCGCUCCGUGGGAGCCACGAAGGGCAGCUCGAAUGCCGUCCUCGUUUCGCUUUCAGUAACGAGACGCAUGUCCGAUAACGACGCGUGUGUGCGCGCGUGCGCGUGUGCUUAAACUCUGCACAUUUGUACUUGAUCCGCUUAAAAGUAUCGACGUUGCAUCGUUUGAGUGUUCCUUAAAUGUUAGCAUUAUAUAUUUGGUAUUCAUAUUUAAAUGUACAAAACCGAACGCAAUGCGAUUCUCCACCUUGGUAUUGUGUUAGCGCGCCGACGAUUCGGUUAAAUAAAAACAUCAAUUACAUAAUAUGAAAACUUCCGAACCGCUCCAACGAUAUACGGCGUGUAAUAAAAACAUUCGGUUCAGACAAGGUUCCUGUUAUUUCUGUAAAUACAUUCGAUAGAAUUGACCGCUUGCCGCAACACUCGCCGUUAUAUCAGUAUGUAGACGACACGAUCGACACGAUCGAAUGUGAUCGAAUGUGAUCGAACGUACUCGGACGGACGCUGGUCUGAGAUUAAGUCGAGUGUUUCAUUGCGAAUACAGAUAAUGUGUGGCGAAUGGGGUUCAUAGUGUUAGGAUUGUGAAAUAUUCAUCGGCUUAAAUAUAAUAUUGAAUUACAUCGAUUUGUUGACUUUCUAAAUUGUUUUCAUACAGAUUAUAUAAGUACUGCUGAUAAUAUGCGUCAUCGUGUUCAGCUUAAAUAAGUCGCUGGCAGAUAUCUUCAACGGAACUUUUGUACGUGAUAAAGAACUAACUACUUGCCCACAAAGAUUUUGCUAAGUGAUUAUAUAUUUUAUAUCGGAAAUCUCGAAGAUAUCUCUCUGUAGACAAUCGAUGCUCAACGACCGACCCCAGCUCGCCACCUCUACCUGCGUCGUUUGUAUUGUAAGUGGAUAAAUGUUGUGACCGAUGCAGUAAUAUGUAUUCUCAAUGAGAUACUCCGUUAGGAACUGUACAUGUCGAUAAUAACACAAAACUAUAUAUUAUAAAAGUUCACAUAAGUCAGUUUUUACAUUUUGUGAGAUGUGAUAAUAGUGUAGCGAUUAAAUACAGUAUCUUAAUACGAUAAUGCUAUUGACGCUGGAGUUUUUCUACUACGCUUCGCUUCGAGACGAUCUGACCGGAGCCUGGAUUGCGAUCCCUGCGAUUCAUCCUCAACUAUGUUUUGCACAACUUUCAAUCAUUUUGAAAUCUGGCCCUGCCCUUAACUGAAAUGAGUCAAUGUCAUAUAAUCGAUGAAUAUAUACGAAUACUCUGUUUAUUGGAGUGUGUGAUGUCUGUAAGCGACACUUGAGUACGAUUUAAAUAUUUCCAUUUAACUGACCCCCGGCCGAUUAGUCACUCGUUGGAAGUGCUGUCUCGCUCGGUUAAAUUGCAAACGAUUGUCGCGUUUUACAGAAACAGGUCACGUGAUCAAAUGUAGAAAACGACCAAGCGGCGACCGGCGACCCGGAGCUUAACAUGCACUGGCAACUAAACUACUUACAAGUGAAUCUAUGAAGUAUUCGAUUCUAUUCUGUCGGAGAUUACGUUUUGUUUCGUACAUAGGUUUGGAUAUUUAUAAUCGGUUGGUCAGACCGGCGCGGAAGCACGUCACACGUCAGCGGUCAGACACGCGUGAUGCGCAUUCGGAGCUCGCCGGUCGCGACCAUCUCGGCAGUUUGAGGCAUUUCUUGUUGAAAUAUUUUAUGUAGCAAUUUAUUUCCUGACGAAAGAUUUUGUAAUCGAAUAAAUGAUGGCUAUUUUU
Nymphalis io (European peacock) is the source of this 7787-nucleotide messenger RNA. RefSeq names its product tuberin (gene gig). Gene Ontology annotation, cellular component: nucleus; TSC1-TSC2 complex; cytoplasm. The transcript is spliced from 34 exons. The record is from RefSeq and is a predicted model, not a curated record. Lineage: Eukaryota; Metazoa; Arthropoda; Insecta; Lepidoptera; Nymphalidae. Gene Ontology annotation, biological process: regulation of cell cycle; negative regulation of insulin receptor signaling pathway; regulation of small GTPase mediated signal transduction. Gene Ontology annotation, molecular function: GTPase activator activity. The coding region runs from base 286 to 5847 and encodes 1853 amino acids.